Cyprinus carpio (common carp) is the source of this 1262-nucleotide messenger RNA. RefSeq names its product histone H3.3A. Gene Ontology annotation, cellular component: nucleosome. The record is from RefSeq and is a predicted model, not a curated record. Gene Ontology annotation, molecular function: structural constituent of chromatin; DNA binding; protein heterodimerization activity. NCBI's taxonomy places the organism in Eukaryota, Metazoa, Chordata, Actinopteri, Cypriniformes, Cyprinidae.
UGCCAUUGGUCUAGUUUUGUAUAGAAUUUGGGCGGUUUUGGUGAAAACCUGGCAACCCUGAGUCCCUGACUAUCAGCCAUUUCACCUCAAACUGUCUUCAAGCAGCAAAAACCCGCCGCAGCGAAAUAAACCCUCCCGAAACACCGGACAGGUGAUCGCGUGUCAGAAUGGCUCGUACUAAGCAGACCGCCCGUAAAUCCACCGGAGGAAAAGCUCCUCGUAAGCAGCUGGCGACUAAAGCGGCCCGUAAGAGUGCGCCCUCUACUGGAGGAGUCAAGAAGCCCCAUCGCUACAGGCCCGGGACCGUGGCUCUGCGUGAGAUCCGGCGCUACCAGAAGUCCACCGAGCUGCUGAUCCGCAAGCUUCCCUUCCAGCGUCUGGUGCGUGAGAUCGCUCAGGACUUCAAGACUGACCUGCGCUUCCAGAGCGCUGCCAUCGGAGCCCUGCAGGAGGCCAGCGAGGCGUAUCUGGUGGGUCUGUUUGAGGACACUAACCUGUGUGCCAUCCACGCCAAGCGCGUCACCAUCAUGCCCAAAGACAUCCAGCUGGCGCGCCGCAUCCGUGGAGAACGCGCCUGAGCUCUCUCUCUCUCUCUCUCUCUCUCUCCAGCCUCGCUUCAUCUGUGUCUGUUUGUUUGUGUUCGCUCGCUCUCUGUGUUGUUUUUGUGUUCUCAGACGAGCUCUUGUGUCGUGUCGUUGUGUGAUUUAAAGCACAAGAGUUCAAGCCCUCAGGUGAUUAAUUAAGGACUCCAGGCACUAUUUAACACUUCCUGUUCCUGAACGAAAGAGAUGGACGUCUAAUCUGAAUGACGAGGACAGAAGACUGAUUUCAGGUGCUAAACUCCUCACUGGAAGAGUCAGAAUCAUCAUCAAACACUUUUCAUUUUUAUUUUUUCUUGAAAUAAGUUUUGUAUGUGUAUUGUUUGAUUGCUUUAUAAUGAUUUUCUUAAUUUUCCUGAGAUGCACAGAUGGGCAGGUGGGCAUAUGAUUUCAGUGAUGCAUGCUGGGAUUGGCAGGGGGUUGUUUUGUUGAAUCUUGUGUUUUUGAUGAGCAUAUGUAGCAACAGACUGUAUUUUAUACCAUUUGAUAUAUUCUUCAUGAGUUGUUUAGGUAGACACUCACUCAGGUUUUUCUACACCCUUUCAUGGUUUUAUCACAAGAUGAUUAUGUUUGUUUUGUUUUUGUGUGUAUGUACGUCCUAAAAAGCAAAUCUUUGUACUACACGAAUAGAGAAUUGGACAAUAAAUUGAUGUUGAACUGUUA